Hibiscus syriacus is the source of this 1215-nucleotide messenger RNA. RefSeq names its product probable adenylate kinase 6, chloroplastic. Bases 25 to 924 code for a protein of 299 amino acids. Gene Ontology annotation, molecular function: ATP binding; AMP kinase activity. The record is from RefSeq and is a predicted model, not a curated record. Gene Ontology annotation, cellular component: cytoplasm; mitochondrion. Gene Ontology annotation, biological process: nucleobase-containing compound metabolic process. NCBI's taxonomy places the organism in Eukaryota, Viridiplantae, Streptophyta, Magnoliopsida, Malvales, Malvaceae. The transcript has 4 exons.
GCCAAACAAUCCCUUACCUUUCCCAUGGCGGUUUUCAGCCGUUGCUCCAGAGCCGCCACGGCUGUCAAAUCGCCGAACGCCGCCGCCGUUGCAGCAUUCUCUCACGUAAUUCGACCUCUCUUUCAUUCCUUUUCUUCUUCGACUCUUGAUCCCGAAACUGACCUCAACCGUAAUAAACCGGCCGGAUUGGGGACUCUGAAGAGAGAACCGAAGGGUAGAAAUGUCCAGUGGGUGUUUCUAGGGUGUCCCGGCGUUGGCAAAGGAACGUAUGCUUCUCGGUUGUCGAAUCUUGUCGGUGUUCCGCACAUCGCCACCGGUGAUCUCGUCCGUGAUGAGCUCGCUUCCUCUGGUUCCCUUUCUUCUCAGCUAAAGGAGAUUGUUAACCAGGGCAAAUUAGUUUCAGAUGAAAUUAUAAUAGAUUUACUUUCCAAACGUCUUGAAAAGGGAGAAGCUAAGGGUGAAUCGGGGUUCAUUCUUGAUGGUUUUCCUCGGACAGUAAGACAAGCGGAAAUAUUAGAGGGUGUGACGGACAUCGACUUAGUGAUUAACCUGAAACUCCGGGAAGAAGCAUUGCUUGCAAAAUGUCUUGGAAGAAGGAUUUGUAGUGAAUGUGGAGGAAACUAUAAUUUGGCUUCUAUCGAUAUCAAGGCUGAGAACGGGAGGCCUGGGAUGCACAUGAGUUCACUUCCUCCUCCUCCCGAGUGUGCAUCCAAGCUUAUUACUCGACCUGAUGAUACCGAAGAAGUUGUUAAGAACCGUCUCCGCAUAUACCAGUCGACGACUCGACCUGUAGAGGAUUUCUACCGCAGUCGUGGGAAAUUGUUAGAAUUCGAUCUUCCAGGAGGCAUCUCGGAGUCAUGGUUGAAGCUGCUCCAUGCUUUGAAUCUUGAAGAUCACGGCAACAAGCAAUCUGCAGCCGCAUGAUGUGUAUGAUCAUUUGAAGUAUUUGCAGGUAAAUUUGGUCAUUCUUUGCAUGCAUAUCUUUUUCAUGAAAAAAAGAAGAAAAUCUGAGAAGGAAGAGAGAAACAUUGAAUGUGCAAUAAAGCUAGACAGGUAUGAAGCCCUAAACUACUAAAGGUGGCAGUUUUGUACUUGCAUCUUAAAGAAUGUGCGAAGUAAGUUAUUGUUUGGGGGCUGGUGGGGGUAUUGUGUUAUUUAAGCCAUUAACAAGUACAUGUAUGUCCGCCAGCUUAAUGCCAAUGCCAUUUUCACUCU